UCCUACUACGGUGACCACAUGGUGUUGCAGAAGGAGCCGGCGGGGGCCUUGGUGUGGGGCUACGGGGAGCCGGGGGCCGUGGUGACCGUGGUCAUCUCCGGGGACGGCGGCCUCAUCAUCAUGAAGAAGACGGCACGAGUUAAAGGACCUUCUGGGACAUGGACAACGGUCCUGGACCCUAUGGAUCGGGGUGGUCCCUACGCACUGACGGCCGGGCAGGGCUCAGAGAACGUGACGCUGCGGGACGUCUACUUUGGGGAUGUGUGGCUUUGCAGCGGGCAGAGCAACAUGGCAAUGACAGUCCUGCAGAUUGUCAACGCCAGCCAAGAGCUCGCUGCUGCUGCUCGCUACCCCUACGUCCGCAUCUUUGCCGCGGCGCCUGCCCGCUCCAACGUGGAACUGGAGGAUCUGAAGCAAAUCGACUUGCCGUGGUCCAUCCCGACGGCCGAAAACCUGGGCCAUGGGAAUUUCACCUACUUCUCGGCCAUCUGCUGGCUGUUGGGGCGCUACCUCUACGAGGCUCUGCGGUACCCCGUGGGGCUGGUGGAGGCGGCCUGGGGGGGCACCCCCAUCGAGGCCUGGUCCUCUCAGAGGGCUCUGCAGGCAUGCGGGCUGCCGGAAGACGUGGGGAGCAUCUCCCCACACUGGCACCUCUCUGGCCCGCAAACGCCCUCCGUGCUCUGGAACGCCAUGAUCCACCCGCUGCUCAACAUGACGCUGCGGGGUGCGCCCACCCCCGCCGGGCCCCACGCUUUCCACGCCGGAUCGGCUGGGCAGACGGAGCCGCUCCUCCCAUUCGGCUUUGUGCAGCACCCCCGGGACAAGCAGAACGUGGCCCACCGGCUGCACCUGGGCGCCAGGGCUGUGGCGUACGGGGAGAAAGACCUGGUUUUCCAGGGGCCGUACCCCACCCGGGCCGUCCUGGAGGUGACCAGGGCUCUGCUGAACGUCACCUACACCCAGGAGCUUGUCUUCCGCCGGCGGGACGCGCAGGCGUUCGAGGUCUGCUGCUCCAGCCAACCGUCCCCGUGCAGGUGGCUGCCGGCACCCGUGGUGGCAGUGGAGUCCCACACGGUGACGCUGGCCCUGGCCGGCUGCGGGACGCUGGUGCUGGGCUUACGCUACGCCUGGGCCGAGUGGCCCUGCGAGUACCGGUCCUGCACGCUCUACAACACCCAGGGCCUGCCUGCCCCCCCCUUCCUCCUGGACACCCUGCCCGGAACAGCCGGAGGGAGGGAGCUGCUUCUCCUCCCGGGCUCCUGGUUCUCCGUGGGGAUUUAG
Molecule: messenger RNA, 1281 nt
Organism: Balearica regulorum gibbericeps (East African grey crowned-crane)
Lineage: Eukaryota; Metazoa; Chordata; Aves; Gruiformes; Gruidae
Source: RefSeq, a predicted model, not a curated record